Amphimedon queenslandica is the source of this 1640-nucleotide messenger RNA. Its product is annotated as molybdate-anion transporter-like. The record is from RefSeq and is a predicted model, not a curated record. Gene Ontology annotation, biological process: molybdate ion transport. Gene Ontology annotation, cellular component: membrane. The transcript is spliced from 2 exons. Gene Ontology annotation, molecular function: molybdate ion transmembrane transporter activity. The coding region runs from base 123 to 1517 and encodes 464 amino acids. NCBI's taxonomy places the organism in Eukaryota, Metazoa, Porifera, Demospongiae, Haplosclerida, Niphatidae.
GUAGUGAGACCACACCUCCAGUUACAGGAAAUUAUAAUAUGGUGGAUUUAUGUUAGAAGAAACGAAAGAAAUAAGGAUCAAAGCGAGUUUUUAUUAUUUGGUCAUUCAAGAGCAGAAUAAUAAUGAUUGUCCUAGUCUAUCUCUCUCUCUCAGUCCUCUCUGUCCUUUGUGCUGUGGCUUAUUUCAAACUGCGCAUAACUCAAGACCAAUCUGCUCAGAAUCCAAACUUCAUUCAAUUCCAGAGGAAGUUCAUCCCCAUAUACUUACUGGCAGUCCUUGGAGACUGGCUCCAGGGGCCCUAUCUCUACAGAUUGUAUCAUUAUUAUGGCUACCUUGAGCAUCAGGUGGCUGUCAUUUAUGUUCUAGGACUCGUAUCAAGUGCAUUUGUGUUUCCUGCUAAAGAUCUCAUCACUAACAAGUAUGGUAGUCGUAGAGUUGUGGUCAUAUCCUCCUUGUUGUAUGGUUUCUCUUGUUUCCUGACUCUCUCAAGCCAUUACUGGGUCCUAGCUAUAGGAAGAUGUCUUGCCGGAGCUGCUAAUACUCUUCUCUUCUCAUCGCUUGAGGCCUGGUAUUUAGGAGAGCAUUUGAAUACGUAUGACUUCCCAAAGGAAUGGAUAAGUGUCACGUUCAAUCACAUUGCAUUCGGUAAUGGGAUAAUGGCUGUCAUUGCUGGACUCUUGGCCGAUCUUUUUGCACGAUGGCUCCAGUUGGGACCUCCUUCUCCUUUUGUACUAGCAGUCCCUGUCCUACUAGCUGUGGUUAUACUAGUACUGGCUCUGUGGAGUGAUGGGAAAGACAGUAAUAAUAAAGACCAGCUGAAACUGGAGGAGAUAAGGAAGAGUUUAAGAGAAGGACUCAAGGCCAUUACUCCUGAUGUGUUCUUGAUUGGUACCAUUGAGAGCCUCUACGAGAGCUCCCUAUUUGUAUUUGUAUUUAUAUGGACUCCGGCAAUUGGUGGUAGACUAAAAAGAUCAUCAGACAAUGUACUCAUUUCAUCUCAAGGAUUGCUAAUGAGCGAUAUACCACUGGGAGUCACCUUUGCUUCUUUCAUGGUCUGCUUUAUGCUAGGAGGAAUCAUCCAUGACUACUUGAGACACAAAGUGAAGUAUAGACUACCAAAUCUACUCCUUCCUGUCAUUGCUAGCUCCGCUGUCCUCUUCUUUAUCUCGUCAUUUCUCAGCUACAAUGAUCCUCCACUCCUCUUUCGCUUUACUGUCCUCAUUUGUCUCCAACUGAUAGAGUUUGGGUGUGGGUUUUAUUUCCCUAUAAUGAGGACGCUCCGCGAUAAGAUCCUACCUGAAGAGAACCGUCUCUCGAUCAUAAUACUAUUUAGGAUUCCACUCACUCUUCUCUCUGCCCUAGCUCUUUUGCUGUUGCAUGAUGCUUCAGGUGGAGUGUCUGAGAUAUUUCUAUUCUGUGCCAUUUUGAUGGUCAUUGCUUUAGUCUGUUCUAUUAGGUUCGUUAGAAUGUCAGGAUCAGCUAGUUUUAGCGAUGAAGAACAACAGCUGCCAUCAUAAUAACAGAAUCAUAUCUUAUUGUUAGAAUCCCAUGCAUUAUGAAUAAUAAUAAUAAUAUUGCUAUUAUUUAUAUACAAAUUGGUCAUUAAUUAUUUUCAGCAAAAGUCACUGCUGCUUAAUUUA